CCCAAGCCGCUGGCUGAACUGCCUGGGCGCCCGCCCAUCUUUUGGCCCGGUGUGGUGCAGGGCUCGCCAUGGAGGGACCCGCGCCUGGCCGGCCCGGCCCAAGCCGGUGGGGUCCUGGACAAGGACGGCAAAAAGAAGCACUCGCGGCCGACCUUCUCCGGCCAGCAGAUCUUCGCGUUGGAGAAGACUUUCGAACAGACCAAGUACCUAGCGGGCCCGGAACGCGCGCGACUCGCCUACUCCCUGGGCAUGACCGAGAGCCAGGUUAAAGUGUGGUUCCAGAACCGCCGGACCAAGUGGCGCAAGCGGCACGCGGCGGAGAUGGCCUCGGCCAAGAAAAAGCAGGACUCGGACGCGGAGAAAUUGAAGGUGGGCGGUUCGGACGCUGAGGACGAUGACGAGUACAACCGGCCCCUAGACCCCAACUCAGACGACGAAAAGAUCACACGGCUGCUCAAGAAGCACAAACCCUCGAACUUGGCGCUAGUCAGCCCGUGCGGCGGCGGCGCGGGGGACACUUUGUGAAGAUGUGGCAGCGAGGCCAGAGCAACCAGGGUACAGGGCGCGGGGCGGCGCCCCCCGACGUGAGCCGCCCCCGCCGGAGGGUGUAUAUAUAUUUUUAC
Messenger RNA from Tupaia belangeri chinensis (Chinese tree shrew), 623 nucleotides. It is a transcript of the gene NKX6-2, whose product is annotated as NK6 homeobox 2. Gene Ontology annotation, biological process: regulation of transcription by RNA polymerase II; cell differentiation. NCBI's taxonomy places the organism in Eukaryota, Metazoa, Chordata, Mammalia, Scandentia, Tupaiidae. The record is from RefSeq and is a predicted model, not a curated record. Gene Ontology annotation, molecular function: RNA polymerase II cis-regulatory region sequence-specific DNA binding; DNA-binding transcription factor activity, RNA polymerase II-specific. The annotation marks the transcript as partial. Gene Ontology annotation, cellular component: nucleus. The transcript is spliced from 3 exons.